AUGUCGUCCACAACCACACAGACCGCGACCUCUACCACCUUGAACGGCGCUGCAUCGAAUGACGCCAGCUACAUCCCUCGAGGCCCAGUCAACGCCGUCCUAAACUUCUUUAAAGAUCCUGAAGAUGGCAGCAAACCACAUAACUACGUCGAGCCACCUACAGAUGGUCGGCCACAGCGCAAUUUUGGCAGUGAAGAUGUCGAGGUCAGAGUCGAAGACAUCCGUGACCGAGAAAAUCAGUUUCACCUAGAGAAGGAUGCGUUUCAGGCCAUCAAGGGCAUCCCCUCGGACGAGAAAGACUUCACAGACGACGAGCACAUCAAGAAGGUCUACUAUCCUGAGGUCGAGAAGCUAUUAUUAGAGCAGGUUCCUGGUGCGCACAAAGUCACACUGUUCGACCACACCGUACGGAGAUCGAAUCCAGACGCACCAAGAGCACCAGUGACAAGAGUACAUGUUGAUCAGACAGCAAGGUCUACCGAGUGGCGUAUCAAGUUGCACAACCCAGAAGACGCGGAAGAGCUGCUCAAGGGUAGAUACAGAAUUAUCAAUGUCUGGAGGCCACUGAACGGCCCUGUGCAGGCAAGCCCGCUCGGCUUCGCAAGUGCGGACACCACCAAAGACGAAGAUUUGGUGCCAGUCGAGCAUAGAUACCCCCACAGAACAGGCGAGACUGCUGCUGUAAGACACAACAAGGGCCAGCAGUUCUACUACUGGUCUGGAAUGCAAAACGAUGAGAGAUUGUUCCUGAAGUGCUUCGACAGCAAGGAUGGGGUCGGUCAGCGAGUUCCACAUACUGCAUUCGUUGACCCAAGGACUCCUGAAGGUGCUAGAGGACGAGAGAGCAUUGAAGUGAGGGCUCUUGUUUAUGGUUGA
Lithohypha guttulata is the source of this 876-nucleotide messenger RNA. RefSeq lists its product as uncharacterized. The record is from RefSeq and is a predicted model, not a curated record. The coding region runs from base 1 to 876 and encodes 291 amino acids. The transcript has a single exon. NCBI's taxonomy places the organism in Eukaryota, Fungi, Ascomycota, Eurotiomycetes, Chaetothyriales, Trichomeriaceae. Gene Ontology annotation, molecular function: oxidoreductase activity.